Messenger RNA from Gopherus flavomarginatus (Mexican gopher tortoise), 2491 nucleotides. It is a transcript of the gene LIN7A, whose product is annotated as lin-7 homolog A, crumbs cell polarity complex component. NCBI's taxonomy places the organism in Eukaryota, Metazoa, Chordata, Testudines, Testudinidae. The coding region runs from base 335 to 985 and encodes 216 amino acids. Gene Ontology annotation, molecular function: L27 domain binding. Gene Ontology annotation, biological process: neurotransmitter secretion; maintenance of epithelial cell apical/basal polarity; protein localization to basolateral plasma membrane. Gene Ontology annotation, cellular component: basolateral plasma membrane; MPP7-DLG1-LIN7 complex; synapse. The record is from RefSeq and is a predicted model, not a curated record. The transcript is spliced from 7 exons.
UCCGGCUGCAGCCGCAGACAUGGCGACGCUGACAGUGGUCCAGCCGCUCACAUUGGACAGAGCUUCUCAUGUCUGUGCCAGAUAGGACAUCUGCUCAGAAGAGCUAAACUGCAAGACGAGGAUUCUAAGAAUUGUUUCAAUUAGUGUAAUCUCCCAGUAACAAACACUACAAUUUUUAUCAUGGGGAAGGAGGGUUAUUUAAGAUGUUGCAAGAGCAAUUGAAUUACUGGAGAAACUACAGAAGUCCGGAGAAGUACCAGUUCACAAGCUACAGUCCCUAAAGAAAGUACUGCAGAGUGAGUUUUGUACAGCUAUCAGAGAGGUAUAUCAAUAUAUGCAUGAAACCAUAACUGUUAAUGGCUGCCCAGAAUUCCGUGCGAGGGCCACUGCAAAGGCAACAGUUGCUGCUUUUGCAGCAAGUGAAGGCCAUUCACACCCUCGAGUGGUGGAGCUGCCAAAGACUGAUGAAGGUCUUGGCUUUAACGUGAUGGGAGGAAAGGAACAAAACUCUCCUAUAUACAUUUCUCGUAUCAUUCCUGGAGGGGUGGCAGAAAGACAUGGAGGACUCAAGCGAGGAGACCAGCUGCUUUCUGUUAACGGAGUGAAGGGGAAACCUAUAAUGGCAGCAGGCCAUAAAAGAGACCCAAUUUGGAAAUAUUGUAAUGAAUUUCCUCUGCCUGUGGGUAAGACAGGCAUGCGUGCAAAAUGCAAACAGUGCAAGAAAGAAAUGCAAUGCCUGGUUGCCCGAAUUAAACAACAUCAUGAGAAGUGUUCCCUCUCAGGAGGAAUCUGCAUUGAAGAUGAUGAUGAAAGGAACAUGUCUGAACAUGCAGGAUUUUUAGGAGAAUCCAUCCUCAACAUACAGGAUUCUAAAGACUAUCCACCUUCAAGAUCACCAUCAUUUUCUAUAGUUUCAGAGUUAUCUGCCAAUGAUAGGUUUCAGUCACAUCAUGUAUAUCACACAGUCACAGUAUAUCACCUGUAGCAAAAAGAAAAAAAAUCUCCAUCAUCCAGAAACAACCAUAGAUAAGUUUGUGAUAAGAACAGCAGACUACAAAAAGAGGUAAUAUAUGAAAAAAUUGCCUGGUUUGUUUAUGCAACAAACUCUCCUUUCUGUAUGAUUGAGAACCCACGUUUCAGUAACAUGGUUCAGUCAUUAAGACCAGGACACAGCCCACCCAACAGAACAGAUGUUGCACGCAAAUUACUGGAUAAAGUGUACGAAAGAAAUUGAGCAGUGUGAAAAAGGUCUAGACGGUGAAAUUGUUAACCUGAAUCUUGAUGGAUGGAGCAAUGGCCACAAUGAUCCUGUUGUAUGUGCUUGUGUGACAGAAAAAGAGAAUCUCUUCCUUAUAGAAACAAUUGAUACAUCAGGAAAUGCAAAGACAGCAGAAUGCUUACAAGAAGUACAAGUAAAAGCUAUAACAAACUGAAAAAAAAUUCAAAUGUCUAGUAUGCAACUUGGUCACAGACAAUGCUGCAAAUUUAUCCAAGAUGAGAAGAAAUUUAGAAAGAGUCCCAAGCUAAUAACAUAUGGUUGCAGUGCUCAUUUGAUGCACCUCUUAGCCAAAGACUUCAGUGUUCCAGAAAUAAAGGUUAAUGUUGUUGAAAUUGCAAAAUACUUCCGAAACAACCACUUUGCAGCAGCUGCUCUGAAAAAAGUGGGAGGAACCAAGCUAACUCUCCCACAAGACAUGCAAUGGAACUCAGCAGUGGACUGUUUUAAGCACUAUAUCAAGAACUGGCCUAAUCUCAUGACAGCUUGUGAACAAGAUCGUGAAAAAAUAGAUGGCACUGUCACAGCCAAAGUUCUCAACUCUGGGCUUAAGAGAAAUGUUGAACACAUGUUGAGUACCGUGAAGCCUAUUUCUGUAGCCUUGAACAAAAUGCAGGGAAAUAGCUGUUUUAUUGCUGACACUGUUGAAAUUUUGAAGGAACUGAGUGAGACCUUAAAAAGAGAACUAUGCAAAGACACAGUUAAAUUACAAGCUUAAAAAAAACAAGUGGGACAAGCACUAUGUCGAGCUCAUUUUCUUGCAAAUAUUCUCAGUUCUCAGUACCAGGGUCAAACCUUAAUGGCUGAAGAAGAGGAGUUGGCUAUGACAUGGACAUCCAGCAAUCCUCCCUCCAUAAUGCCAAAUAUAAUAAACUUCAGAGGUAAGGGUGAACCAUUCAAGAAAUAUGUUUGCUGAUGAUGUUUUAAAGAAAGUCACAGCAGUGAACUGGUGGUCGUCACUUAAGCACUUGGAUUCAGAGACUGUUGAAGAGAUAAAUCUCACUUUUAACAGCAGUAACUUCUUCUGCCAGUGUAGAAAGAAUAUUUUCUUCCUUUGGACUAAUUCAUUCCAAAUUGAGAAAUAGUUUGGGACCUGAAAAAGCAGGAAAGCUUGUUUUUCUGUUCCAGAUUAUGAACAAAAAGGAAAAUGAAGGUGAAGAUGACUGAGUUAGCUGCAGAAGCCAAUAUUUUAAGUUUCUCAUGUUGACCUGGCUG